AUGAAAAACUCUCCAAGAGGCCUAAUGUCUGCUCUACAAUACAGAAGGUCUCCUUCAGAUGGAUUAAUUUAUAAGGUGAAAAAAAGCGAUUAUACAGUAGAAGAAAUAAUUAGAGACAGAAGGGCUGCAAUAAAAAGUGGCAAACUUAAAGGAAGGCAGCUUUUGGGAGCUUUUGAAGGGGCAGCUGAGAUGGAAUUAGAACAGAAAAAAGAUGAAGAAAUUGCAGGCAGUGAGUGUUUGGUUUCUGUUUGUAAAGAGGAUGGAAAUUCAGUCCAGAAAAAUGCGAAAAAUCGUCGACAGAAAUUAUCUGUCGGUUCUUGUUCGGGAUCUGAUUCUCUGUCCGAGGUUAAUCAAACGUUGGACGAAGCAAAAAAGGAAGAAGAAUUGAAGGUUAAAAGAGUUUGUAGAAAUUUGAGAGUUAAUGGAGGAAGAUUCAUGCAUGCAAUGGCUUGGUUUGCUUUUGUGUCAAUGCUGUUUACUCUUGUCCUCAUUUCAAUGACUUGUGGUGGAAAAAAUGUGCAUGAAGAAGACAAGGUAACAUACCUAGUACCAACAUAA
This is a messenger RNA of Fraxinus pennsylvanica, 558 nucleotides long. NCBI's taxonomy places the organism in Eukaryota, Viridiplantae, Streptophyta, Magnoliopsida, Lamiales, Oleaceae. The record is from the annotation of a GenBank genome assembly.